GUUAUUUAGAGAGAUAGAUUGUAACUGAUUAAAGCUACUAAAACGAAAGCUGCGAGUGUACCAUGAGGAGGUGGACAAUCCCUUCCCUUUUGAUUCUAUUUUUCUUUAUCGCUCUCAUCCCAGAUCAAGGCCAAAAGUUCCAGGCGAAAGCAGAAGAUGAAUCUGAUAAACUAGCGGAUCCUCCAAAGGUGGAGGAAAAGCUAGGUGCUGUACCGAACGGUUUGUCGACAGAUUCUGAUGUAGUGAAGAGGGAAGCGGAGUCGAUCUCGAAGAGGUCGCUUCGUAAUAAUGCGGAGAAAUUUGAGUUCCAGGCUGAGGUGUCUCGCCUCAUGGACAUUCUUAUCAAUUCUCUAUACAGCAACAAAGAUAUUUUCCUUAGAGAGUUGAUCUCCAAUGCUUCUGAUGCGCUGGACAAGAUUAGAUUCCUCUCCCUAACAGACAAAGAGGUUUUGGGUGAAGGAGACAACACUAAGCUUGAGAUCCAGAUUAAGUUAGACAAAGAGAAGAAAAUUCUCUCAAUUCGUGACAGAGGUAUUGGUAUGACCAAGGAGGAUUUAAUCAAGAACUUGGGAACCAUAGCGAAAUCUGGAACUUCAGCAUUUGUGGAGAAAGUGCAGUCUAGUGGAGACCUCAAUCUUAUUGGGCAGUUUGGUGUUGGCUUUUACUCUGUGUAUCUUGUUGCUGACUAUGUUGAAGUUAUUAGCAAACAUAAUGAUGACAAACAGUACGUAUGGGAAUCAAAGGCUGAUGGGGCAUUUGCAAUUUCUGAGGAUACUUGGAAUGAGCCAAUUGGACGCGGAACUGAGAUUAGAUUACACCUUAGAGAGGAAGCUGGGGAGUACUUGGAGGAGUCCAAGUUGAAGGAUUUGGUGAAGAAAUAUUCUGAAUUUAUCAACUUCCCCAUCUAUAUUUGGGCUAGCAAAGAGGUGGAUGUGGAGGUUCCCUCAGAUGAAGACGAGGAAGAGGAAAAAACUGAAACUAGCUCUUCAGAGGAAGAAGAGACUGAAAAAAGUGAAGAUGAAGAUGAAGAUGAAAAUUCUGAGAAAAAGCCAAAGACAAAGACCGUAAAGGAAACCACUUAUGAGUGGGAGCUCCUGAAUGAUGUUAAGGCUAUAUGGCUGCGAAAUCCAAAGGAAGUGACAGAGGAAGAAUACACCAAAUUCUAUCAAACGUUAGCCAAGGAUUUUAGUGAUGAGAAACCUUUAGCAUGGAGUCACUUUACUGCUGAAGGUGAUGUAGAGUUUAAGGCUGUUUUGUUUGUGCCUCCAAAGGCACCUCAAGAUCUGUAUGAGAGUUAUUACAACACCAACAAAUCCAACUUGAAGUUGUAUGUUAGACGAGUCUUCAUCUCAGAUGAAUUUGAUGAGCUUUUACCCAAAUAUCUGAGCUUUUUGAAGGGACUCGUUGAUUCUGAUACACUGCCACUUAAUGUAUCACGAGAAAUGCUUCAACAACACAACAGUUUGAAAACAAUCAAGAAGAAACUCAUUCGCAAGGCCCUUGAUAUGAUCCGUAAAAUCGCUGAGGAGGAUCCUGAUGAGUCCACUGACAAAGACAAGAAGGAUGUUGAAAAAUCCAGUGAUGAUGAUGAGAAGAAGGGUCAAUAUACAAAAUUCUGGAAUGAGUUUGGCAAAUCCAUCAAACUUGGUAUCAUUGAGGACGCAGCUAAUAGGAAUCGACUGGCCAAACUCCUCAGAUUUGAGAGCACAAAGUCGGAUGGCAAGUUGACUUCACUGGACCAAUACAUUUCAAGAAUGAAAUCCGGGCAGAAGGAUAUCUUUUACAUAACGGGCACCAACAAGGAACAGUUGGAAAAAUCUCCAUUCCUUGAGGGGCUUAAGAAGAAGAAUUAUGAGGUUAUUUUCUUCACAGAUCCAGUUGAUGAAUACCUGAUGCAAUACCUAAUGGAUUACGAAGACAAAAAAUUCCAGAAUGUAUCCAAAGAGGGUCUUAAACUUGGGAAAGACUCCAAGGAUAAGGAACUUAAGGAGUCAUUCAAGGAACUCACCAAGUGGUGGAAGGGUACUCUUGCCAGCGAGAAUGUUGAUGAUGUGAAGAUAAGCAACCGUUUGGCUGACACACCCUGUGUGGUUGUGACAUCAAAGUAUGGAUGGAGUGCAAAUAUGGAGAGGAUUAUGCAGUCUCAGACUCUAUCUGAUGCUAGCAAGCAAGCAUAUAUGCGGGGCAAGAGGGUGCUUGAGAUCAAUCCAAGGCACCCAAUUAUCAAAGAGCUUCGGGAGAGAGUUGUGAAGAGCGCUGAGGAUGAGAGUGUGAAACAAACAGCUCAUCUCAUCUACCAGACGGCACUCAUGGAGAGUGGCUUCUUGCUCAGUGAUCCGAAAGAUUUUGCCUCCCGAAUUUACAGCUCAGUGAAGUCUAGCCUUAACAUUAGUCCUGAAGCGGGAGUUGAGGAGGAAGAUGAUGUUGAGGAGGUGGAGAUUGAGACAGAGACAAAAGAAGAUUCAACUAGUUCCAACAGCCAAGGCGAAGGUGCUAAAGAUGAUGUGGAUACAGAGCCUUCAGCUGUCAAGGAUGAGUUGUAGAUUGCCUGAAGCAUGGGCAACAUUCCAGUUUCUUUAGAGAACCCAAAAGCACUGCAACAUGCAUUUUAAGUUUUCUAAACUUUGGUUAAAUUAAACUCGAGAUCGUAGAUUAAAUAUGUAAACAUAAACAGCAGGAAUUUUGUUUUUUUAACGUCUUAUUAAUGAUGAGUUGCGU
Molecule: messenger RNA, 2718 nt
Organism: Pistacia vera
Lineage: Eukaryota; Viridiplantae; Streptophyta; Magnoliopsida; Sapindales; Anacardiaceae
Product: endoplasmin homolog
Exons: 15
Coding region: 63-2543 (826 amino acids)
Biological process (GO): protein folding
Molecular function (GO): ATP binding; ATP hydrolysis activity; ATP-dependent protein folding chaperone
Source: RefSeq, a predicted model, not a curated record